Molecule: messenger RNA, 1578 nt
Organism: Babesia ovata
Lineage: Eukaryota; Apicomplexa; Aconoidasida; Piroplasmida; Babesiidae
Exons: 4
Coding region: 1-1578 (525 amino acids)
Biological process (GO): maintenance of protein localization in endoplasmic reticulum
Cellular component (GO): endoplasmic reticulum membrane
Source: RefSeq, a predicted model, not a curated record
AUGACCGGAUUUUGGCUUAGCCUCGCAGACUUCGUCUGUAUGGAGAUACAAGGAUUCCCGUUUACUUAUAAAGAUUAUACUACUGUAUCGGAAGAUGAGAGAAAAGAAUCGACUACCUCUGCGAGUCAAACAGUUAAUCGAUCAUCUCCUCAUACGGAUGCAUUUGAGGAAACGAUUGUGGAUCCUUUACACUCAAUACCACAGAACUCUUUGAAGCACGUGUUGAAGCUGCCGAAAUAUUUUGAACAAAUUAUGUGGUAUUCUUUCAGCGUAUGCGUAGAUGCGUUAUUGUUCGAAUUAACCUUAAUGCCCAUCCAGGCUGUUGGAACGAUUAUGUACGUCGGUCAAAAGUGGAUGAUGUGGCUAAAAACCUUCUACAAAAAAAAUUUUACCGGCUUAUAUGUACGUGGAUCAGGUAAUGUAGUUCUUCUGCACAGCAAUUUUGGAACUAAUUGUGAUUGCGUUGGAGAUUCUGACGAGCCCUUCACCACAUGCCACUAUCACCCAAAAAGAUGGAAUCUAAAAGGUGGCUUUGAAGAUUUCUGUGGCAUAAAAUGUGCUAAGACAGCAGACUCUACGGUUAAAAAUUACGUGGGAACCAAGACAAUAAUGACUGUGGAUGCAACAGAAAAGCUGGCAUCUGACCAAAUACAACCACACGAAGCAGAAAUGCACGUGCUCCUAGGAAAUGAUCAUCCCCGUAUUGGUCAUGAAAGAUUGCAUGCCCAUUCUAAAAAUCGAAAGCCGGUAACAUCGCUGUUAUCUAAACCAAAAGGGGUCAAUAAUGUCGAUUUGCUGGAUGGUCUGAGUCACGAGGAUGCGUUUCUCAUUAAUCCUAACGAAGCGUGUGGUGCGGCGCGAUUCAUGGCACUCGUGCUGGCUGUUAUUAUUAUUUCGCGCAUAGAUACCUCUCGAGUAUAUCACAAUAUACGUGGGCAGCCUUUUUUUAAGCUUUACGUAAUAUUCAACAUGCUGGAAAUAUGCGAACGGCUCUGCAGGUCAUUCGGUAGGGAUUGCACUGAUACUCUUCUGCGAGCUGCCAUGAAAAUGUACAAAUCAAGUUCACGCUUCAAUUUGCGUAUGGCAUUAAUGUUGAAUUCGCGACAGUUGCAAGAAAAAGCUGAUAAUGUCGAACAAAGUGCGAAUCGGCGCAGUUGGGAGAGCACGGUUACCGUAAAUGAAUCUGCCUCUUUUGGAAGGCAAAGUGGCAUACCAAAUAACGACGAGUCUGAACAACCAAUAGGUGACUCCCAUGAUUCGUGUGAACCUCACAUAUCGGUGCAUCAAAUCGAAGCAAAUGGCGCCGUACCACCCUCGUCUCCCAUAUGCUUCGGCGAGAUGGCAAACACACCUUGUUUAAUGGAUCCUUCUAUUUGCAAAAGUACUGAAGUGCUCAAAUUACCGCAUCUAGGUGAAACUUUAGCUCAAAAUUCGCAAAAUUAUAUAAAACGAUUCUUAGGGACAUCCAAGGAUACCUUGCCGGAUUCAGUCAAUCAUGAAUCCUCAAAAGAUGGGCAACAGUGGGGAAGCAUUUUUAUAGAAUUUUGUGUGUGCUACAUAUUGGGUACUAAGCCUUAA